Paramecium sonneborni is the source of this 1455-nucleotide messenger RNA. The record is from the annotation of a GenBank genome assembly. Lineage: Eukaryota; Ciliophora; Oligohymenophorea; Peniculida; Parameciidae.
AUGCUAAAUAUUUUAAAAAAUAUUGAUUUAUUUGGAGUACCAUUUAUAUAAGGAAUAGACCAAAAGUAGUCUAAAUAUUAGAGCAUAUUCGGUGGAGUAUUAUCCUUAUUAAUUUUUUCAUUCAGUUUUGGAUAUGCUAUUUGGAUUAUUUAUUUAUGGCAAACAAAAUAAAUGAAUCCUAAAGUAUCAACUUCCAGAUUUGUUUCUGACUACUCAGCCCUUAAUCUCAAUAAUGACUUCAUUAAACUAUAUUAUUGGUAGUAUGAUGAUAAUCUAAUUGAUCCUUUUUAAACAAAAAUUCUCUUGCCUCUGGUUAUUUACAAUAGAUAAAAUUAGUUAACAUAACCAUAGCUUAUAACAAAUUAAACAGUUACUAGUCAUGGGAAUACAUAUAUACCAAAAAUAGAAUUAGGUUUUUCAAAUAUAGAUGGAGAAAUAUAUACAUCUGAAGAAAUGUAUAUAUAAAUAGUAUUCUGCUCAGAAAUUUAUCUAAAGUCAGAUGAGAAGUGUGCAUCUGAAGAGCUAAUUUAACAAUUUUUUAAAUAAGCUUCUAAUUUGGUUGUGGUUCAAAUUUAUUCAACGACUUUGAAUUCUAGAGAUGGAUCAGAAUAAAUUGGAUUAUAAGAAUUCUAUAUUUAGAUAGAAGAAAAAUUUUGUUAUACAAUGAAUACAUUUUUAGAAACAAAUUUAUAUGAACUCUAGGAUUAUUUUUUAUUUGGAACAUCUUAAUUUAAGGAAUAUGUUUCUGGAGCUGUAGUACAAACCUAAACAAGUUCAUCUGAGUAUUGUUAUAAGAAUUUUAAUAAUAAUGCACUUUCUUUAAUAUAUUUGGGAAUGAAUGGAAAUCAAAUGAAAACUAUAUUUGAGUAUCCUCGUAUUGGAGAUAUUUUGGCAAAUAUUGGAUCUAUCAUAUCACUAUUAUUCAUGAGUAAAUAUGUAAUUAUUAUUUUAAACCAAUAUUCUUUAAAAUAAAGAAUAAUAAAAGAAUUGAUAUCAUUUUAUUAUCCGUAAUUUAAAAAUGUUUGUAUCACCAAAAAUUGGAGAUAAAAAAUUGUUAUGGUUAAGAUAAAUCAAAUUGAUUUAGAUAUAAAAGAAUUUAAAAAAUUUUACGACAGAGCCCAGGAAUAAAUGUAAUAAAAAUUAAGUUAUCUAAAUUUAUUAUAUGAAAUAUCUCGAUUAUAUUUUAUUAUAAGGUCAUCUAAAUCUAGAGAAGAGCUUUUAAAAUCUCAUCAUAUUGGAAUUAAAAUAAAUCAUAAUUAAACUAGGGAAUAGGAUGUUAAUUCAAAUUACAAAUCAGUGUAUUAAGCAUAAUCAAGUCGAGAAAAUAUCUAAUUAAAUGAAGAUGAUGCAGAAAUAUUAUCAUUAUAAAAAAAGAGAUCAGAAAAUAAUUAUAAUCUUAUUCCAGAAGAAAUAUUUAAUGAAACCGAUUUUUAUGUAGCCAAUAAAAUAGAAUGA